This is a messenger RNA of Pseudogymnoascus destructans, 2824 nucleotides long. RefSeq lists its product as uncharacterized. Gene Ontology annotation, molecular function: steryl-beta-glucosidase activity. The transcript is spliced from 2 exons. Gene Ontology annotation, biological process: ergosteryl 3-beta-D-glucoside catabolic process. The record is from RefSeq and is a predicted model, not a curated record. Bases 320 to 2605 code for a protein of 761 amino acids. Lineage: Eukaryota; Fungi; Ascomycota; Leotiomycetes; Thelebolales; Thelebolaceae.
CGACUACAGCUUACGCCUGUCCUGAUAUUCGAAGUAUUUAUAUAACACACAAAGAUUCUACGCUCCCUGGGGUCAUAGAUUCGACUCCUUAUCGCCUUAACGGAGAGAACGAUCCAAUCCUGACCAUUCUUGGGUACAUUAAUGACAUCCUGCGGCCCACGAACGAUUUGAGUAGAGAAACCUGCCCAAUUUACACCUCGGCCUUCUGAUGCUGUCGAGAAGUUCCCUGAAUAUCUAUCUAUAACGAAAAGGCGCAUCGGAUAUUCGGAAACUGUCGCCACUCGAAUACUAGUUGCGGCUUCACGCAUCCACUCACGACAUGUCGCAACUACGACUUACGGUCGAGAAUGGUGAAUUUCGGGACUCCCACGGCAGACAAAUAACUAUACGCGGAAUCAACCUUGCUGGCGAUGCAAAAUAUCCAAGCAAACCCGAGCAACCAUCCCAUAUAUCAGCGGACUUUUUCGACGGGGACAAUGUCGAAUUUCAUGAACGCCCAUUCCCGCUCGAAGACGCACACAUCCACUUCUCCCGCUUGAAACGCUGGGGUUACAAUACUAUUAGAUAUGUCUUUACCUGGGAGGCAAUAGAACACGCGGGGCCCGGCAUAUACGACGAAGAGUGGAUUCAGCACACCAUCUCAGUGUUACGAGCAGCAAGGGAAUAUGGAUUCUACAUCUUUAUGGACCCCCACCAGGACGUCUGGUCUCGCUUUUCUGGGGGCUCUGGAGCGCCUAUGUGGACGUUAUACGCUGCCGGCUUAAACCCAGAGGCUUUUGUUGCCACAGAAGCUGCCCUGGUUCACUGCAUGUAUCCAGAACCAGAGAAAUUCCCAAAGAUGAUUUGGUCAACCAACUAUACAAGGUUGGCCUGCCAAGUCAUGUUUACCCUCUUCUUCGGCGGGAAGGACUUUGCACCCAAAUGUAUUAUUGACGGCAUCAAUAUUCAAGACUACCUACAGAAUCAUUUCUGUGGUGCACUGGGCCACCUGGCACAGAAGAUCCAUGAGGCCGGCGACCUAGAAAAUGAUAUUGUCAUAGGAUGGGAAAGUAUGAAUGAGCCUAGUAGAGGGCUGAUUGGAUUUAAUGACCUCUCCGCCAUACCAAGUGAGCAGAAGCUUCAGAAGGGUACAUCGCCUACCGCAUGGCAAGCGAUCCAGUUGGGAUCUGGAAGGGCAUGUGAGAUUGAUUUGUGGGAUAUCGGUGGAAUGGGGCCAUAUAAAUCCGGGCGAGCAUUAGUUGAUCCAGAAGGGGAAUCCGCGUGGCUUGAUGCCGACUAUGAUGAUUCUAGGUACGGUUGGAAGCGGGAACCUGGAUGGAAACUAGGGGAAUGUAUUUGGGCACAGCACGGCGUUUGGGAUCCAAAACUCGACGUCCUACUCAAGAAGGACUAUUUCAAGACGAAUCCUCGAACUGGAGAGGUUCUUGGAAAUUAUGAGAGCUUUACCAAUACCUAUUUUAUGGAUUAUUACAGAAAGAAUAGGGACACCAUACGAGCAAUCCACGGGGAUUCCAUUUUGUUCUGCCAGCCACCAACUCUUGAAAUCCCACCAACUAUCAAGGGAACUGUGGAUGACGACCCAAAAAUGGUUUACGCUCCUCAUUACUAUGAUGGUAUCACGUUGAUGACGAAGAAAUGGAAUCGCUUCUGGAACGUUGAUGUUUUGGGAAUUCUCCGCGGCCGGUACCUUAGCCCAGCCUUUGCAAUCAAAGUUGGCGAGACAGCAAUCCGCAACUGUUUCAGGGAUCAAAUGUCAGCCAUGAAGAAGGAGGGUUUAGAUAAUAUGGGCAAUCACCCAUGUGUCAUGACCGAAUUCGGCAUCCCUUACGAUAUGGAUGAUAAGUAUGCGUAUAAAACAGGUGACUACUCGAGCCAGUCGGGUGCAUUGGAUGCGAAUCACUACGCUAUAGAGGGAAGUAUGAUGGCUGGCUAUACCCUAUGGGUAUACAUGUGCAAUAACACACAUGCCCUCGGCGACCAAUGGAACGGCGAAGAUUUCUCCAUCUUCUCCCUGGAUGACCGUCUCCUCCCUCAAUCCGCCCUCCCCGUCUCCGCCUCCAAUACCUCCAUUGCUAACGCAUCCUCUGCUACCCUCGGCGACUCAUAUAUCAACUCCCGGAACCUAAAAGACAACUUAAAGACACCAUCAAUUUCCUCCGUUCCCUCAAACGCCCCUGAACUCACUGCUGCGCCCGGCUACCGCGCCGCAGAAGCCUACGUCCGACCCUCCCCCAUCGCCACAGCCGGAAAGCUUCUUCAGUCGGGCUUCGACCUGCGGAACUACACCUUCACUAUGCGCCUUUCUGCCGACAGUGCGACGGCAGACGAUAAGCCAACCGAAGUUCUCCUGCCCGAAUUCCACUUCCCGAGCGAUAAGUGCGUGGUCGAGGUGAGCGGAGGAAAGUGGAGUAUCUGCCAUUUCGACGAGGAUGGUGGGAUGACGCAGAAGCUGAAGUGGUGGCACAAUGAGGGUGUGCAGUGGCUGAAGGUCGUUGGCGUGCGGAAUAUUAUACAGGGCGCGGGACCGAGCGGUGGCGAGGAGGAGAUGGGCUAUUUUUCCCAGUGCCAGCAGGCUGUUUAUGGGUCUAAGUGUUCUGUGAUGUGAUCGGGGUAUUGACCAGAAGGAUAGGUCUGGCACACGAAAUGUAUAUAUGAGUUUAGUGUGCAGAUGGAUAGAGUACUGUUGGCCCCUGUCUGCCUUGUUUUGGAGCCGCUACACUAUAGAAUGUAAGUGGCUCCCAUAACGAAAUUAACGAACAUUCGCUCUUUACGUAGCUUAGUCGUCACUAUAGCAUUUAGUAGCCAGUAAUUCACAUAUUUCACG